This is a messenger RNA of Acanthocheilonema viteae, 3669 nucleotides long. Lineage: Eukaryota; Metazoa; Nematoda; Chromadorea; Rhabditida; Onchocercidae. The record is from the annotation of a GenBank genome assembly.
AUGUCAGAAAUUAUAGACCGAAAAAAGCAAAGUAGUCCAGAACCUCAUGCUAAUAGUAGUACACAUCGUUCUGCAAUCCGUUCACAAACUUUAAGAAGUCGUCCCAUUUUGCGAAGCUCCGAAAUUCAAAAUUCUGCAAUUGUUGAAGCUGAAGCAUAUCGUCCUUGUGGUGCUGUUACCUCCGAUAAUUCUUCUACAAAUAUUCGAUUACCUUUAGCUGUAAAACCUUUUCGUCAAUAUCAAUUGAAAUCGGAAAAUUCGUAUACUUCUGAAGAAUUCAAAUGUAACAAUGCUAAUACUGGAACUUCAUCAUCAUUACCACGAAUGUCAAAAACCGUACUACCAUCAUCCAGAACUCUAUGCAAAACUUUCUCAGGUGAUUUCAAUCAAAAUUCACAAAAUAUCUCUUCGAAUGAUAUUAUUAAGUCAAAAUGUAAAUCUGAAAUUUCGAUGAAGAAAUUUUUGCAUGGAAUUAAUUUGAAUUCACCUACCAAUACGACAAAAUGUAUAGCACGACCUAUUCAUUAUGAUAAUGAGCUGAAUUGCCGCUCUUGCGAUAUCAUAUCACCAUUGCAAAAAACUAUUGCAAUUCAUCGAACUACAGAAUUAGCGAAAAACUUCUUGCCUUCAGCAAACAUAUCAAAUGUACCAUUAGCAUCAAAUAAUUCGAGAAAUUCAAUGGUUGAUAUCAAAUGGGAGGUACCGAAAUGUAAUAUUAAGAAAGAAUCGAAGUAUUCUGCUACCAAAAAUCCAACAAAAUCAGCACUGAAAGUAAUUAGGCCAAGACGUUUAACGGUAGCAUGCUCUACGAUGAAUGAUAAUGAUUGGCCUAUUACCGCUAAAAAUAUAACACCUGAAAAGAAUGGAAUCAAUCGAAAAAAUAUCAUUGAUAGUGAUUCAUUGAAGCAUAAAACCACAAGAGAAUCAUCGAAAAAACCAUGGUUUAGCUCAUCGGUAGAUGGACCACCGAUUGCAUCACAAAUUCGUGAAACUGCAAUCGAUGAUGAUUUACCGUGCAAACGAUUGAUUUCUUCUUCACGUUUUUACGCAACUAAUGGAUCGUUAUCAGUUCCAGUUCAGAAACCUACCGUUGUAAAAUCUGCCAAUUCACAAAUCUUUCGAAUGGCCACAACUCCACCACCAAAACCAACCAGAACAUAUGAGGAAUUACUUGUUGAUUUCCUGCAAGAGGAAAAAUCUGAACGUUGUUCAAAAUCAAAUAUUAAAUCUGUAUGGAAAAUUUGUCCAACUAUGGGUAGUGGUAGCUCGAGAAUGGUUAGCCCGAAGGAUUGUCAUAAUAGCCGUGAUCAUAGCAGUGAUUCCGGAUUUGGAGCUGAUUUUCGAAAAAGUUCAAGCGAUACGCUAGAAAGUAGUCCGGAUGUUCAAACAUCAGGCAAAUGGCUUCAGGCCCUUGAUUUACCGUGUGAUUCAUACUGUCUUAGUGAUGAGGAUUUGAUGUUAUCAGAGAAUUCUCGUAUAAGAAGGCGGAACAGUUUGGUGAUACGAACUCAAACGGGUCUUCGAGUUAAAACAAUAAUUGAUAAAUUGCUUAAUUCGAAUGGGCAUGAUCAACGAAGAGCUCUUUUCUCAUUGAAGCAAAUUUUUCAAGAUGAUAAAGAUUUGGUACAUGAAUUCGUACAGAACGGUGGCUUAGAAUGUAUGAUUAAGCUUGGAAGACAAGCUGAUCAAAAUCAUCAAAAUUACAUCCUUAGAGCAUUAGGCCAAGUGAUGUUAUAUGUGGACGGUAUGAACGGUAUCAUUGCUCAUAUUGAAACGAUCCAAUGGCUUUACGAAUUGCUUGAUUCACCGAAUAUUAACCCAUCGUUAUGCUCUGAAAUGAAUUUAUUUCGGGCUGAUUGGGUAAGAUUGGAUCGACCGGAUUGGUUCGCUUUGAUGAGGGUACUUAAUGAAAAGGAUGCAAGUGAUGUUGAAAUGCUCACGUACGGUAUGACUGUUAUCAAUAAAACAUUGAAUGGUGUCUCUGAUCAGGAUACGUAUUAUGAUCUCGUCGAUUCUCUUGAAUCGCAAGGCUUAGAAGAUGCAAUGCGACAUAUGCUAAAACUCGGUCAUAAAGAUCUCAAAGAUCAAUGUAAAUUAUACGAAAAAGUGCUUAAGCAAGAAGAUGAAGCAGAAAGCAGUGAUGAAAGUAUUGUUAAAAUGAGGAUGCAAACAGUACCACCGGUCGCUGUUGAUCGUAGAACGGCGAUACGUCGCCGACAUCAGGAAUCAUUGGCUCGGCAACAAGAACAUUAUAAUUUUCAUAAAAUCAAUUCUAUAAAUAAUAAUAUUGAAAAAUUUGAAUUACCUAUGAAAAAUGCUGGCAAUAAAAUUAUCAAUGAUACCAAUGGUAUCCCAAAUGAUACGAUUAAUGAUACCCCAAAAGUCAUACCACCUUGGAGAAGGAAAGUUUCUGAAGUGAAAACGGAACCGAAAAAUAAUAAUACAAAUAUUUCGAUAAAUACGAUGAACGCACAAUCACCAAUAAAACAAUCUUCUAUCUCACCAAUAAAUUCAGUUGAAAAAAAAUUGGAGAAUAAUGAAAAUGUGGAAGUUGAAGAGAAACCGGUACGUGCACCUCCGCCAUCAUUUCCUUCUACGCUUUUCUCUCCAACUGAAAAUAAAACAAUAGAAUUUCCGGAACCGAUUAGGAAGGCACCGGAACCAGUUAUCGAAGAUGAAGAUGAUAGUGCAGCUGGUGGUAAUGCAUUUGCUGCACAGUUACGUCGUCAUGCGCUUAAACGCGAACAAAAUGCAGCAUUAUUUGAAUCAAAACAGGAUGAAGCAGAAAUACAAUGGAAAAAGGCUGCUGAAAGUUUUAAAUCGAAACCGUUAAUUAUUAAUGAUUUGGAUUUUUCGGAAUUUCAUAAGGAUGAAUUUGAACAAGAUCCAUUAGUAAUGGCUCGAUUAGCAACCAUUGCUCAAGAAAAGGGUUUACUUCCAGGUGUUAGCGGUAAUGGUAUUGCAUCAGCAUCUGAAAGAGGUCCACCACCAGCACCUCCAUUAUUGCCUGGUGCACCGGGUGCACCUCCACCGCCACCUUUUCUGGCUCCAAAUUGUGGCCCGAAUCAAGCAGGUCGUGAUCCAAGUCCAGUAUCACCGAUAUCGAAAACUGGAACAUUAAAGUUACAUUGGAAACCUGCUCAAGCCGAAUUGCCACCCGUUCCAUCGUUGAGGAAUAAGGGAACAUUUUGGCAUAAACUUGAUUUACCACAAAUUGAUGCCAAAAAGUUGGUUCAAUUAUUUGAGCAAAAAACUAAAGAAAUUCCUGCUGUCAAGCGACUCAAUGGUGAACAUCGGACGCAAAUUCUUCAAGUGCUACCGUUAAAGCGAUCACAAGCUAUCAAUAUCGGAUUAACAAAGCUACCGCCAAUAAGCGUUAUUCCAACUGCUAUAAUGAAAUUCGAUUCAUUGGUAUUGAAUAAAGAGGGUAUUGAAAAAAUUCUCACUACAAUGAUGCCAAAUCCAGCGGAAAUUGAGCAAAUCGAAUUGAAAAUGGCGGAACAUCCGGAUAUGCCGUUAGGUCAAGCGGAACAGUUUCUUCUCAAGCUUUCGCAAAUACCAUGCUUGCUAGAAAGACUUAGGCUUUGGGUAUUCACGUUGGACUACAAAAAUUGUGAAAAGGUGCGUAGUUUGGUUCUUUUUUUCUUUCAAAAUUUUCGAAAAUUUUAG